Molecule: messenger RNA, 2193 nt
Organism: Salvelinus sp. IW2-2015
Lineage: Eukaryota; Metazoa; Chordata; Actinopteri; Salmoniformes; Salmonidae
Product: merlin-like
Biological process (GO): positive regulation of protein localization to early endosome; regulation of organelle assembly; regulation of hippo signaling
Cellular component (GO): plasma membrane; cytoskeleton; apical part of cell
Molecular function (GO): actin binding; integrin binding
Source: RefSeq, a predicted model, not a curated record
ACCGCCCUCUCAAUGAAUGAGGAAGUUAGUUAGCUGCUAGCAUAGUAUGCUAAUGGAGUUCUGAUUAUUUUUGUUAUUGUAAAUAAAAGGUUUCAGAAGACAUAUAUCACCUUUCCAUUAGUGCGAGGAUACUUUACUUUUGGACGGAAUUACUGUUUCAACGGGGAACCCGUUUUCCGAGUAUGAAACAACCGAAUGUAUGAGUUAGCGCGUGGGUAUGUUUACAAAACAGGUGAAGCUCCCCAUCCGAAAGUUAGCUAGGCGAUCUAGCUAGCUAUAUCAAGCCAAUUAGCUAUCCAAAUAGCACAACGGGAAGUAAAAUGUGUUGGAUAAUGCCAUAGUAAAUAUAUUUUACCAAUCUAGAUUUACAAAUCUGGGUACAGUAAAUUGCUGAAGUUGUAGAUGAAGUUAUAGCUAAAAAGCUAAAUUAGCUUGCGAAUGUUUUGGCGCAACCUUAAGGUUCCCCACGCGCAGAACUGUGAUUACACUGAAGAAGAUAAAGUAUGUAAAUUAUAUAAAUAGUCUCUAAAAACACUACGAAUGGGAAAGCACAUGAUAUUCUUGUUAUGACGACAUUGUGUGCACCUGUUGACGUCGUCACAUUAUACCUAUACACUAGCUAUAACUAACGUUAUAGUCUAGCUAAAUAAAUUGUGGGUUUGUCAACAUGGCAAGUGCCUUAGCAGCUAAAAUGGGACUCAACUCAUUGAGAAGAAAACAAGCCAAGAACUUCAAUGUCAGGAUCACCACAAUGGAUGCAGACAUGGAAUUCAGUUGUGAGGUCAAAUGGAAGGGAAAAGAUCUUUUUGAUCUGGUGUGCCGGGCUCUGGGACUGAGAGAGACGUGGUUCUUCGGGUUCCAGUAUGAUGUCAAAGACACUGUAGCCUGGAUCAAGAUGGACAAGAAGGUUUUGGACCACGAUGUGUCCAAGGAGGAACCAAUCACCKUUAAUUUCCUGGCCAAGUUUUACCCUGAGAACGCAGAGGAGGAGUUGGUUCAGGACAUCACUCAGCAUCUCUUCUUCCUACAGUUUAGCAUGUUUUGGUGGGAUGGAGUUUUGGUCGCCCCACCGAACCUUGGUGGAGCACAUGGGAGAAAUGAGAGAUCGGAUGGCAACCCUGUGGCCCCUGGUACGGGAACACAUGCUGGAGGCCCAAACGAGGGUGUACAACAGAGGGGCACAGCGAAGGGACUUUCAGCCAGGAGACAAAGUGUUGGUGUUGGUCCCCACCUCAGAAUAUACGUUUUUGGCCCGAUGGAAUGGGCCAUACGAAGUCAUUGAGAAGAAGGCUACCACAGAGACCGAGCCGGCAGAGGUGACAAUGGAGGAGCAGCUGAGUCAAGUCAAGAAGCAGGAGCUGAGGGAGUUGGURGGCCGAAAACAGGAUGUGUUCUCCAGUGAACCAGGACACACCGAUCUGGCACAGCAUCAUCACCGAACCCAGGAAAAAGGUGAAGUUGAGACCCUACCGCAUACCGGAAGCAAGGAGAGAGGCUGUCAGGACCGAGGUAAAAACGAUGUUGGAAGCUGAUAUAAUCGAAGAGUCGAAUAGUGGGUGGUCCAGCCCCAUAGUGUUGGUGCCGAAACCAGACGGCACCAUUCGAUUCUGUAAUGAUUUUAGAAAAGUAAAUGAAAUCUCAAAGUUCGACGCCUACCCCAUGCCCCGAAUUGAUGAAUUAAUCGAACGGCUAGGGACAGCCCGAUUUAUCAGCACGCUCAACCUGACAAACGAUUAUUGGCAAAUGCCCUUAGCUCCCGAGGCACGGAAGAAAACUGCUUUCGCCACCCCGGACGGACGUUCCAAUARAAGAAGCUGCCCUUUGGGCUGCAUGGGGCCCCGGCCACCUUCCAGAGGUUGAUGGACCGGGUUCUCCGAUCCCAUUGGAAGUAUGCGGCGGCAUACAUCAAUGAUAUUGUGAUCCAUGGGAGUGAGUGGGAGACCCAUCUAAACCAGGUGAGCGCGGUAGUGCAGGCCUUACGGAAGGCGGGGCUAACAGCAAACCCAAAGAAAUGUCAGCUCGGCCUACGGGAGGCUGAGGACCUGGGGUACACGAUCGGGAAGGAAUGCGUCAAACCCCAGGUGAAGAAAGUGGAGGCGAUUCAGGACUGGCCCCGCCCCCUCACCAAGAAGCAGGUACGCACGUUUGUGGGGUUGACUAGUUACUACCGGAGAUUUAUUCCCCACUUUGCCU